Aureobasidium namibiae CBS 147.97 is the source of this 1608-nucleotide messenger RNA. RefSeq names its product TPR-like protein. The record is from RefSeq and is a predicted model, not a curated record. The coding region runs from base 1 to 1608 and encodes 535 amino acids. Gene Ontology annotation, molecular function: protein binding. Lineage: Eukaryota; Fungi; Ascomycota; Dothideomycetes; Dothideales; Saccotheciaceae. The transcript has 4 exons.
AUGGAUCAGGAAAAGCAACAGGCCAAUGGCAAUAGCACCGCCGACAAGCCCACCCAGAAUGGUGAUGCUGCUCCCGCUCCUCCACCGCACAAGACUCCCACCACCCCUCCGCCACUAAGCACCGAGGAUGCUGAGGCCUUCAAGGCUGCCGGAAACAAGUACUUCAAGGCUGGAGACUACACAAAGGCCAUUGCAGAAUACACAAAAGCCGUCGAGGCCGAUCCCAAGUCUUCGACAUAUAGAUCCAACCGCGCCGCCGCUUACAUGUCCGCUGGAAAGUACGUCCAGGCUUUGGAUGACUGCAAAGAGGCCGAUGAGCUGGACCCGGACAAUGCCAAAAUCUUGCACAGAAUGGCCCGUGUCUACACAUCUCUGGGACGUCCUAGAGAAGCCCUCGAGACCUACGACCGUAUCACCCCUGCCGCGUCGCAAAAAGACCGCCAACCUGCAGUCACAAUGAACAAGCACCUUACCGAGGCCGAAGAACAGAUCCGCGAAUCUACCUCUGGUUCCAUGGCCAUUUUCGCUCUUGACCAAGCGGAGAAGGGUCUUGGGUCCACCGUCACAAGACCACGAAAGUGGGCUCUGCUCAGGGGUGAGGCAUACUUGAAGAUGGGAAAUGUAAACGCCCUGGGAGACGCACAAAACAUUGCCAUGUCGCUGUUGCGCAACAACAGCGCCGACCCCGAGGCUCUCGUACUCAGAGGACGCGCUCUGUACGCACAGGGUGAGAACGACAAGGCGCUGCAACACUUCAGACAAGCCAUCAGCUGCGACCCCGACUUCAAGGAUGCCGUCAAGUAUUUGCGUAUGGUGCAGAAACUCGAUCGCACAAAGGAAGAAGGAAACGGCUACUUCAAGUCUGGAAAGUACCAACAAGCUGUCGACACCUACACCUCUGCCCUCGAAAUCGACCCCCAAAACCGUGGCACAAACUCCAAGAUUCUGCAAAACCGCGCGCUUUGCUACACCAAACUCAAGGAAUGGCAAAAAGCAAUCGAGGACUGCGAACGCGCACUGAAGCUCGACCCCAGCUACACCAAAGCCCGCAAGACAAAGGCCAAAGCCCUCGGCGAGUCCGGCGACUGGGAAGAAGCAGUCAAGGAACUCAAGUCCAUUGCCGAGAGCAACCCCGAAGAACCCGGUAUCGCAAAGGAAAUCCGUAACGCCGAGCUCGAGCUCAAGAAGAGCAAGCGCAAGGAUUACUACAAGAUUCUGGGGGUGGAGAAGGAUGCAGAUGACAAUCAGAUCAAAAAGGCGUACAGGAAAUUGGCUAUCAUCCAUCAUCCUGACAAGAACCAAGGCGACGAAGCAGCAGCCGACCGCUUCAAAGACAUCGGUGAAGCCUACGAGACCCUUUCCGACUCUCAAAAACGCGCUAGCUACGACAGCGGCGAAGACCUCAUCGACCCCCAUGAGCAAUUCGGCGGCGGCGGUUUCGGCGGCAUGGGAGGCGGCAUGGGUUCGCAGAUUGAUCCUGAAGUGCUGUUCCAAAUGUUUGGAGGCCAGAUGGGCGGAGGUGGCGGCUUUGGCGGCGGCGGUAUGGGUGGCGGCGGUGGCCGUAGAGGUGGCGGUGGAGGCUUCCCCGGUGGGUUCCACUUUGGAUGA